CUUCCGUCCAUGCGGAUGCACGGGACACACAAUCUGAUAUCCACACGCCAGCCAGCUGUCUAGCUCUCAGCGACCCACUCCGCCGCCCCAACGCUCCUCCAUGCCUGGCGACAGACAGACAGACAGACAGACAGACAGACGGGCACACACAACAGCACAGUCCGUCGAGGAAGGCCUGCCACCCUGGCUGCGCGUCUGCCUAACUGCUUACUUGGUUGUCUAUUUGUGUGUGUUGUCCUUCUCGCCUCCUCCCUCCUCCGCUACCGCCAUUGCCGCAUCCUCUGCCAAUCCAUCCACACAACCACACAGACACACAGACAGAGGGAGGGAGGGUGGGAGGAGUGUGCCGAAUGUGUGAAGUGCAGACAGAUAUACACACACGGGUGGGUGGGAUGAAUGGUGGGUGGGCACACCGCUCACGAACGAAUGAACCAGUGUUUGCGAUGGCCGAGGCAUCGUCAUCGUCUUCGGUGUCCGUGUCAUGACUCGCGCUGCUGUGGUCAUGUGUGGACACAUUCCCCCCACCGCCCUCCGCCGCCCCGCCACCGGGCGAGCUGCUCGUGUCAUCGUCAUCAUCUAGCCCUAUUAUGAGACCUAGCCAACGGGAGAGCACUGCACACACACACACACACAGACGGACAGACAGACUCAUGGGUCCAUGUGUGCAACACAUUUCGCGCCCUUCUGUCUGUCUGUCUGUCUCUCUGUCUGUCUGUGCCCUCGCUCGUGGGGAUCCGUGCGUACGGACAUGCGUAUGACUGAGGUUGCGUCUGCGCGAGGAGAAGCUCGUCGUCCGCGACACACGCCGGUGGCUCUGUUGUGACAAACACCACCUCAACUGCACACUCUCACACACACAAACAGACAGACAGACAGGCCAAGAGCCAGACAGAGCCAGAAAUAAGAGCAUAGACACACCCGCCCAUCAACCCGCCCACCCACUGACGGACCUUCUUGAUCGUCGAGAGGUCUCUCCCUGACGCCGAAGACCGCGGCGAAGGGGUGGUCCAGCGGCGUCAGCACCGCAUACCGAUGGUACACAUUGGCGGGGUACUCCAGCGCCAUGACGGCCGAGGCGCCUCUGACAAACGGACGGUGCACUGACCGGUCGAGCCGGGCCAUCACGCCAGCAUCUAUCAUAUCGCUGCAGUCAGCCACCCAGACAAUCAGGACAAAGCACCCAUGACCAAGGCAGGCAUCAUUUGCAGCUCCAUCCUUUACCCACACCCGCCCACUGACGGUUCUGAUUCGCGUGACCCAGAGGCGCCCUUGAUUCGGGUCGUGAUGGUGUGCAUGAGGUAGGACGAGAAUGACGCCUCGAUCACGUCUUCGUCCAGAACGUGGUCUUGAGCCUGGAGGAAGACGUUGAUGCGGUGGGCCACGAUGGGGUUGUGCGGGUCGGUGUGCUGCUGGAACCGGUGGUCGGCGGGGAGGGGCGGGGCCAGGCGGAUCUGGAAGGCCUCCUCGUCCUUGAUGGCACGCAGGCCGCAGCUGGCGUCGUCGAAGAGCUCGAACCGGCCCAGCUCGCCAAAGUCGACACGCCUGCCCACCAUCUUCCACAGCGCCACCACACGGGGCUCAGCCAGAAACGCCUGUGGACGCAAUAACCAAUCAAAGAAAUACCUCCCUCCCUCCCUGCCUCCGUCUAUGGUGCAUUGCAGCACCAGAUGACUUACCUGCUUGGUGCGAUGCCUCUGGAGGUCCUCGCGCGUGAUGAUGGCCGGCAGCUGGCAGAAAUCGC
Messenger RNA from Vitrella brassicaformis, 1741 nucleotides. The record is from the annotation of a GenBank genome assembly. Lineage: Eukaryota; Vitrellaceae.